Oryzias latipes (Japanese medaka) is the source of this 2722-nucleotide messenger RNA. It is a transcript of the gene lrit3a, whose product is annotated as info leucine-rich repeat, immunoglobulin-like and transmembrane domains 3a. Gene Ontology annotation, molecular function: protein binding. NCBI's taxonomy places the organism in Eukaryota, Metazoa, Chordata, Actinopteri, Beloniformes, Adrianichthyidae. The record is from RefSeq and is a predicted model, not a curated record.
GGCGAGGCUGCAAGCUCUUGCUGUUGAGCUGGCGUUACCCGGCAAGGCCCAAGAAAUCCUUCCCUAAUCCCCACCCACCUCACCGCCCCAUGGCUAAUCACAGCUGACAGGUCACCUGUCAGCUGACAGUCCUGUCCUGGACUCUCAGUCCGUUCUGCGCGAUGGACUUUCAGGGCUCUUUCCUUUAUUCUCACCUUUGCUUUGUUUUCUUGGGGGAAUCUUCUGACCUUCGAUGACCCCUGAUGUCUUGUCUCCUGCUAUCUCCUGGAUGUGAGCUUUCUGGGUGCGUUGGGUGACAUCAUGCGUCUCCUUCUCCGCCUGUAUGUAUUACUCCUCUGCCUCAGGACCGCUCUAACCUUCUGCCCGUCCCAGUGUACCUGCGUUUUCCACGGACGCAGCGACGGAACAGGAACCAGAUCCGUGCUCUGCAAUGACCCAGACAUGUCGGAAAUCCCUGUCAACGUUCCUGUGGAUACCAUCAAACUCCGCAUAGAGAAAACUGCAGUGCGGCGAAUCCAAACAGAAGCGUUCUACUACCUGGUGGAGUUACGGUACCUCUGGAUUACCUACAAUUCCAUAACAUCAGUAGACACUGGAAGUUUCUACAACCUAAAAGUCCUUCAUGAGUUGAGGCUGGAUGGAAAUAUGGUGUCUGUUUUUCCUUGGGAGUCUCUAAAAGAAAUGCCAAGACUGAGGACGUUGGACCUUCGCAACAACAGGCUCACCACAGUUCCCACUGAGGCCAUCCCAUACCUUCUCAACAUCACUUACUUGGAUCUGUCCAGCAAUAAGUUAACAACUCUGCCGUCAGAUCUCAUGGACAUCUGGCCCCCGUUCAAUGGACAACCGGUGUCUUCUAAUGCUUCUCAGAAAGUCGUGUUAGGUCUCCAGGACAACCCCUGGUUCUGUGACUGUAGAAUCUCAAAACUGAUAGAGAUUUCAAAAAUGGCAAUCACUCCAGUGGUUCUGAUGGACCUGUUCCUGACCUGUGCUGCACCAGAGAGUCUAGCAGGAGUCCUAUUUCAACGUGCUGAGCUUGAGAAUUGCGUGAAACCAUCAGUAAUGACAUCGGCAACCAAGAUCACUUCUUCUUUGGGUAGCAAUGUUCUCCUGAGGUGUGAUUCAACAGGAUCUCCAACACCCACCCUUCACUGGACCAGGUCUGACGGCACAGCCAUCGAUAACACAGUUCAGGAAUCUCCUGGGGAAGGAAUCCAGUGGUCCAUCAUGAGCUUGCAUGGAAUUGAGAACAAAGAUGCAGGAAACUACAGCUGCAAAGCCAAGAACGUGGCUGGCUCUGCAGAAGCCACCAUCUCUCUGUCUGUUGCUGGAACCAUCAGCACCACUGUCCCACCCCCAAAGCCGGGCAUUGUAUCUGGACUUGGUACGACAGCCACCCCCCCAACAGCUGUCUCCAACUUAGCCCUCACCACGGCCUUCCCAAGAUCAUCAACUGUGCUCUCUGGGGUCCAGAAGAGGCCCAGAACCACCCCCAGCUCUGCUUUGAGGGACUCUCUGAAGCAGACCAAAACCCAGGGGGGCAACGGGAGAAAACUCGCUGCAGAUGAGAAGAGCAACAAAAGGGAUGCUUCACAGCCUUUCAAAGACCUGGAGAUCGUAGAGGAGACAGCUGACAGUGCUGUGCUGCUCUGGACUGUGAGUGGAGUACGGAAUGAUGCCCCUCUGACCGUUGUGUAUUCACCCUACGGUGAGGACGACUCCAAAAGAACAGUGGAGACUAAAGCAGGGACUGGAAAGGUGCUCCUGGAUGGACUUUCCCCUGGGAUGAGGUACUCUGUCUGUCUCGUAGCAAAAGUUAACCCUGCAGCGAAGGAUCCUUGCAUUGACUUCUACACCCUGGACGAUGCAGACAGUGGAGGCCAGAACCAGCUGUUCUUCAUCAUCAGCAUCAUUGCCUGUGCUUUGGCCCUGCCUCUCAUCGCUCUGCUGGUCUACAAGAUUCUGGCUCUUUACUGCAAAAGAGGCACCACAGAGCUAGAUACAGAGGAGUUGGAAAAAGACAGUUAUGUCAAGUUUGAGACAAUUUCAAUGAAACAAAGAACCCUGAACUCUCACCCGUCCGAGUUCUGGGCAAGAAGACCAACGAACGAUUCAGAGCGGCUGCUGCUGUGCUCCCGGUCCAGCAUCGACUCACAGAUGACCUACGACAGUUCGCGCUCCGAGUAUCUCUGCUGACUCCACAUCACAUCACAAUCAGACCAAAUACUCUGCCUUUCAGCAUUCUGAGGAAAAGGGAAAUGAUCAGACAAAUUGGGUUAUUAACAAUACACACCAGAAUAUUUCAUAAUUGAAAAUGGAGAUGUGAUCAGUAAAGCUCUUGAUAGAGGCUGAUUUAUGAUAAAAGUGCAGUUGGACCUGUUGAAUCUUUCAGCAGAAUCCUGUUUUUGAGCCUUACUCUCAACAGAGAAAUGGAAACGUUAGGCUAAUCCUAUCCCGGGAAAGUGUGUGUCAGUUUUUUUAGAGUUUGGUUUCACUUCAAUGCCAAAAGUUCCUAAGUGUACGAAAAGAUCGACAAUAAUCUCCAUCACAUCCGCUGUCGCUUCAUGACUGAUGCCUUAAUAGACAUGGCAGUUCUGUCAGUGUGUUUGAUAGACAACAGGAUGUGACUUAUCUGAUCAUCGUUGCCACUUUAUAUGCUAAUCUGCAUGUCAGUGUCUGUCUACUCUUUGGUUUUUAAUAAACUGAAUAUAUGUGCAAAUUA